GGCGUACAAUCUACUUUUGCUCCUUGUGGCAAGCUGAAGAGCCUUCUGCUCCUGCUCCUGAGCGGCACUGCUGAAGACAAACCUUCAAGCUCUAAAGCUGUAUGAAAGCUGAAAAAUAGCUUGUUCUGGCGCUCAUGAUGGCGGCUGCCAACACGAGCACUUUCACGGGCUGCCAAGGGAGCUUCACCAGCACUGCUUUAAGAGCAACAAAGCAGGGAACCGGCAAUUGCAUUCGAUGGAAAGGCGACACUUGCCUUUGGACUCCACUCGGAGAGGCAGCAUUGCAACAAUUGGGGAGAAAGAGACAAGGCGCCAGGAUUGUUACUUCCUCUCCUCAGACCUGUCUACAAUGCACGCUUGGAGUGAAGAACUCAAUUGAAGCACAGGCUCUGUCACCAGGCUUAAGGACCACCAGGCGACGAGCGCUUAUCGCAGAGUCUCUAGUAGGCCGCGAGGCCCUAUCGAGGCCCCAUCAACCGUCAGCAGAAGGAGCGGCAUCGCAGUGUGAGACGCUGACAUCACAGGGCACCGAGCUGACCUCACAACAUGAUGCGCUCCCCUCAGAACGCUCUCGGAGAAGUCUCCUCCUAUUUGCUGCUGGGGCGCUCCUAAGCACACAGUUGAUACCCCCUGUAUUAGCUGAGGAGAGCAUAGCAUCACCUGCUCUGACCAGUCAGACAGUGUCAACGGAAACCAGCGCGGAAAGUGGAAGUAUCCGGAAAAAGUUAGAAGAAGCUAGGAAGGAAAGCAGCGCGGCAGCCUCAGAACCGGGGGCCGUGAGGAAGAAACUAGAUGCGGCGAGGAAGGAGGAAGCUAGUAAAGACGCGGUGAAGGUGGAGGUUUACAAGGACGAAAGGCGGCCGGUGGCCAAGGAUGAGGUGCUGGACGACUACGAGAAGAAGCUGCUGACAUACAACAGGAAGAUCCAGAAGCUGAACAACGCUCCGAGGGACUUCCCAGGGUUCAUCCGAGAAGGCUACGAUGUUCGGGUGGUGACGUCAUCAGAGUACAAGACUUCGGGCAGCGGGCUGCUGUACCGUGACUACGAGGAGGGCUCAGGGCCGCAGCCGGAGGAGGGUCAGCAGGUCAUAUUCCACUAUACAGGCUACAACGAAUCCGGGAAGCGGGUGGACAGCAGCUACCAGCAGAAUCGGCCUUCCGAAACCAGGAUCGGGAUCAACGGAAUGAUUCCCGGAUUCGAGGAAGGGGUCAAGACGAUGCGAGUGGGGGGCAAGCGAAGAGUGAUCGUGCCCCCAGACCUCGGACCCCCGACGGGACCCAGCACGUUCUUCAGCGCCAAGCAGUUUGAAGUGUUCGACAUUGAGUUGCUUGGAAUCAAGAACUGUAAACGCAGGCAAAUAGGCUUCUAUUCGGAUCUCGUUUGCGAUGACGUUGUCGCCGAGAUCCCGGCUGAGUUGAAAUGAUGAGCGGUUUAGCCCGCCCGCUCUGAGGACACGAAGCUACGAACAUUUUGCGAAAGCAGCUGCUUCGAAUGAUCCAAGUCGAUCACUUGCGAGCGCUUGUGUGAUAGGCACUGCUAAGCUUCCGUGAAAGCAAGGCACUGCUAAUGCGGUAACCCUGGUUGUGGAGGUAAACCUAAGUCGAGCAGAUUGAAGUGAAUGGUCCUAUUAUUAGCUUGUGGACCAUACAGCUAUUGAGCGGGUAGAUCAUUGUCCAAGAACACGCGAAGUCCAGAACAUGCGUGUCAUGAUCGUCUUGCAAGAUUGCUGCAACGUUG
Messenger RNA from Klebsormidium nitens, 1738 nucleotides. The record is from the annotation of a GenBank genome assembly. Lineage: Eukaryota; Viridiplantae; Streptophyta; Klebsormidiophyceae; Klebsormidiales; Klebsormidiaceae.